GUGUUUAUGUCUGUAUGAUGGCUCAGCUGGAUGAUUUAGUAAGUAAAAAACUUGUUGUCGAUAAGUGUAAGUAACUUAUUUUAAAUUUACCUCGUUUCUUUAGUUUCAAAAGCAGUUUUUCCGGCAGACAAUGAUAACAUAAGCUAAGACCAUCUCCAAGCUAAAGCUAUCAACUGUCAGAGCUCAAUAAGUUUUCAAAAUUUUCUCGCGGUUUUUUUAAUCUACACCAGUAUAUUACUUAUCUAUUGUCACAAUUUCAAGCAAGGGAGACCUUGAGCACAGAUUCAUGUACCUGCAAUUUUUUUGUCGACUUAAAUACAUUGGCUUACACAUGAGAUCGAGAAGUAGACUGUUUUAUCAACUGACAUAAAUUAAGGUAAAGCAGAGAAAUUUUAACAUCUUUGAACCAAGGGUAACAUCCAAUCACAACAUAUUAACUGGCAGUAUAAUCACUCAAAAAAAUGUUGCAUAUUACAAAACAUAAAUUGUUUUUUAAGCUUAUGUUGUGGUUCAGAUUUUAUCCCUGGUUUACAUGUAGAUUUUAUUUUCAUUUGUUUUUGGGUGUAUAGGUACAGGGCUGUCAACCCCCCAUAUCAUCAAAUAUUGAGAAUUGAUAGGGAAGGAAUGAUAGAUGAUGUCAUAAUGCACAACAAAUGAUGACAUUUAUGCCAAAAAUGCUUGUUGAUUUCAAUUGACGUAUAUAGUACAAACAGUUCAUAUUUAGCCACAUUAUUGCUUAAAUUACAGUGGCAUACCAGAAUUUAUGAGGAAACAUUCCAUGUUAACAGUAGCUCAAACGACACAAAAUAUUUGAAAUUUUAUGGUCGGAAAGUCGAGUCUACAAGAAAUAGCAACUUUUGCGAUUAUCCGGGAGAUAUAUCGGACUCUAAUCUGGAGACGGGGAGAUAUGGUCCAAACUUUGAAGUCUCCUGGAUUAUCCGUGAGAGUUGAUAGCACUGUAGGUAUUGGUAAUGUAUGAUAAUGGGCUUGAAUGAGAGCCAUGCUAGAUGUGUCAGAAAUAACUGUCAGAAAGAUAGUAGAGAAGCAAUGGUUCCCAUAAGAACAUAUAAUAAGGGAUGAAUGCAAAAAGACGAAAAAAGUAAAAGUCCUAUCCUUGACAACAGUAAUGCUUUUUUCUGUUACUCAGGGUUUUCAUUGAGAAUUCUAGUAGCAGGAGAAAGGUGUAACCUUACAGGAGAAUAUUCUGAAAAAGGCUCCACGUCUGAAUAAAAAAUAGUCAUAGUCUACAGAACGUUAGCUGAAGGAAUCUGCGUAGUUAAUGGAGAAUUCUCCGAUGCCUAAUGAACACUCUGGCUGCUAUUUUGUUCUAAUAUUGUUUUGACUCCUACACUUCUAGGAGCAUGAAAAAUUAAGAAACAAUAGCGCAUUUGAUAAUGGGCACUGACUGUCAAAAUAGGAAACAUUGACAGUGACUACCUCUGUCUUCCUUGUCCUGCAUUAAUAUAACUUCAGAUUUUAUUGAAACCCCCGAAACAUCAAGUUGACAGUGUGCGCUGUGCGAUGUUAAUGUUCUGUCACGAUUGUAUUGAGCUCUUUUGAGGUCAUUUGAAUACACAUAUAACUCCAUGUACUGUAAGAAACAACUGUCAGUGGUAAUGUAAAAUUGGGCAUGAUCUAUUUAUAUCACAUUAUUUUUAUAUCAGCACCAACCUUCCACACUCAGCAAGAGAUGGAUAUGGAAAGAUGACACAAACACACUGGAAUCAGUAAGGUACAUGAGCAAUAUUACUUGUAAAAUAAUAUCUGCAAGGUAGUUUUCUUAUACCUAUAUAGAGGUUAAGGGUGAUGUGGAUUUUUAAAUUUCAUUGCAUCCUUCAUUAAUUGUAAAUUCCAACUUUUCUACACAUAGGAAACUCUCCUUUUUUUCCUUACAGCACAAUUCAAGGAAGUGUAGAUAAAGGUACCAACUUUCACCUUGCUGCAAACAAAUCAAAGAGAAGCAAAGGAGGGCUGGGGAUUCAUUUUCAGGAUCUCCACAAGAAAAAUGACAGGUAAUCAUAGUAUUAGGCACAAUCUUAAUGGUGUCUAUUUGGACCUGCUCAAUGUGUCAAGUGCAGGCGACUUUUCCUGGAGUUGAAUUCUUAAGAACUUUAUCCAGGUUCAAAAAGAGAAAGGAGAAUUUGUCAUCGUGUGUCGAUGUCCUCCAAAAAACUAAUCACAUCGGGGUUUCACCUCGAGGUCAUUCAGUGGAUGUCAAAGAAAUGUACUGAAAAGUGUGAUAGAUGUGCAGAGCUGUUUUUUUUCUCAUAAAACCAAUUGUUUUUUGAAGUUGUUGUUGGGGUCAUCAUCAUAGCUGCUUAAGCUCCCUAAUGAUCAGUCCCUUGGAGAUAUCGAGAUCAGUCAUUGGCAUGGUUGUUAUUUUUUUAAAAAGGUGUUAUUUGUUAAUCUUGCAGGGGUACACCAUCAGUCAUGUCCAAAAAUUAUGCCACAGCUGGCACAACAUCUAGGCGUGGUCAAGCUUACUUGCUGCUACAACGUGCUGGUAACAUGAAGGGUUCUUCUCCACGACCCAGCGUCAAAGCAGCUGGAGCCAAUGAACAUGCAAUGGUUACCUUGGAUGAUGUAAAAAGUGUUGCUCUAGAUUCAAUGCCAGAUGUUGAUGUACUUCCACCGACUUUUCAAGAGUGCUACAGGUACAGUUGCUAGUCCAUGCAUCUGUCGUGCAUUUGUUCUUAUUAAUUUUAUGAAAUAAAACAAUUGGAGUUAUCAUUUCACAUUUUUGCAUUAGAGCCACAGGAAGACCACCACUUUCACUCCCUGUGACGUUAGAGCAAGGACUGGGGCAUUUUAGUUCUGCAAUGGCAUGUAUGUGGUCGGUGAAGGAAAUGAUUUAAAGCAAAUUAAAAGUAAAAUUUUACUGAAUUUUCAUCGAUUUUCCAAAUUUAGGACACAACAUGAUAGCUCCACCUUUAUAAUGUUUUUGAUUAGCAGGUUGAAAAAUUAUAUUUACCUCCUUACUUAAGUAAUCAAUUCAGUAUAAUAAUGAGACAGUGUAAUAAUUAAGUUUUUCUUUGCCAGAUCAGUUUGAAAACACAGCUUUUGGUCCACAUGAGUUUAUUAACGGUUAAUUUUAAACAUUCUUUCUUACAGUAAAUACCUCUGUAAUUUGAAUAUCCUCUGAAUACUUUACUCAAGUUAAGUACAGAGUUAACUAGCCCAAUUGCAAAAUCCGCUAGCCCCAGGCUAUCAGACAUGAUUUUCUUUACAUGCUGUUGCAUUAUGCACUCAACACUGAGCCUCAUUUUGGCCAGAAAAACAAUCAUGCCAUCAACAAUAAACAGUGUUUCUCUUCAAUCAUUGACCUCAGUUUACUAGUGUUUCCCCUGCAGGGUCUUUUUUCAUAGCUGCCAUCUUGUUAUUGUACAGGGAGAGAUGCAUGUGAGUGCAAAACCAGCAAAUCACUAUAAUCAGAGGGAGCAAGGCUCUCAUUUAUGCAGAAACAACAUCGAUAGAAACAUUUUCGCUGACUGUCUAAAAACUAGCAUCCAAAUGCACGAUCAACAAAAGACAGCACUACCUGGGAAAAAAUGUGCAAAUAAAUAACAUUGAAGAUGCCUUGGUUAUACAGAGGCUGGGUAACCACUAUUAGUAAUUAAUUAUAAGUUCUAAUCAUAUUUUGGUUUACUGAACAGCUAACUUAAUGGUUGUUGUUAUGCAUCAUAUCAGCCUUUUGAUUCUUUUGUUUUAGUUCUGAGCAGUUUGAUGAGUUUCAACUGGCAAUUCUAAAUUACUUUGAUGCUUUUUUUGAGAGAAUGGCUAUAGAAAACAAGCCCAAGCCAAUGGCAGUGUAAGUGGCAAGACUAGCUAAGACUACAUUUAAUAACCUUUAAUUAUUCAUCAUGGUUCAUUACAGUCUUGAAGAGUUCUUGAAUUUCAGCCACCAUCUUACAAUGUCCCUAUAUACAACUUUAAGUCCUAAUUAAAAAUUACUUGUAAUUAUAAAUGUAAGAUAUCAUUUUCAUUUUCAUUUUCUUUGUUUGGCAAAUUCCUCGCUGAAGAGCAGUAGUCAACAUUGACCUUCACAUGAACAUUUGGUGCCUCGACCUACCCUCAUUAAAAUUAUGUGAUUGUAUUAAAUGAUUUUUUAUUUACAAAAUAAUCUGAAUUCAAUCUUCACUUUAGGACAGAAAAAAUACAUAUUGUUUCAGAUUUAAUGCAGUAGGCCUCAUAUCUGAUAUGAAAGUCACCUUAGGAUAGAAUGUGAGGGUCAAUACACUAUACUUUUUUGUCGAUAGUGAACCAAGCCUGGCUGAAAAGAAAGCCUUAGCAACAGCGGUCAGCAAACAGGAAGCAGCACAGAGGCUUCUGGGACAGUGCUAUUGUAGGCUGGUGUUAGGACUGGGACUAGAGGACAAACACCAUUUAGGAUGUGGCAGGUAUGAUCCCCCAGAAGGGGGCACUUUGGAUUUCAAGUGACAGGGAUUAUUGAAUAGGGGCAAAAAUCAAAACCCAAAAAAAUCCUUGGACCAAACUUUAACACUUAAAAAAUCCCAUGCCGAAUUUCCAAGCCGUAAAAAUUUCCAGAAAGCAUUGUAUGAUAUAACACGAAACAGGGGCACCCAACGAGAAUAUAGUUCAAAACCACUUAAACAUAGCAUUAUUAAAUGUAUUUUAGUAUUUAAACGGUAGACAUAGGAUUCGGAUUUCGUAACUGAAAAUCUAGUGAUCCGAAAAUUAUAGGGAUCAAAACUUACCUUUUCGAAAAUUUUAGCCAGAAAAUAGGCUCCCGAAAAUUCUAGGUGAACUUUUUAGGGUAAAAAUUAGUUAAAAAUGGACAAGUAUACCAUAUUUUAUUUGUUCGAAAAUCCAAGGAGAGGCCUGGACGCAAGAAAUUUUACAACAAAUGUUCCGAAAAUUCUAGAUCUCAAAUCGUCCUCCGGACAGAUAUUUUUCGGAAAAUUGUCAUUAGGUGUCCCUGACGAAAAAUAGAAGCAUUAGUUUUGAAUCCCCAAAAACCCCUUCUCCAAUCAAGCUACCCAAAAAAAUACUUGCCAAAAUUUUCGUACCCAAAAAAACCUCGAAAUAGAAAAUUUCAAACCGAAAAAAAUCCUUCCGUCAUCCCUGUCGCUUGAAAUCCGAAGUACCCCACCUGGGUAUGAUCAAUCAGGAAAUUUAGUAAUAAUUACUUUAUAAUGACAGGGUGCCCAAGCAUUAUUUCAACUAGCCCCAUAAACGUUUUGAUGAGGAGAUUGAUUUCACAGUUCCUCUCAGUCUCUGUAAUAGUUAUUUGAAUUCCUCAAAAAACUUCACUUACCCAUCAGGCAAGUAAAUAACAGAAUUCACUAGCUCGAUAGCAAAAUCCACUAGUCCCUUAAUAUCGGAUACUACUUUCUUUGCACGCUGAAUAAGUACGUUUAGUGGACAAAAACCUUGUACUGAGAAUAAUUUGAACAAUAUCACCUUUUUUUUCUUACAUUUUUCAAGUGCUAUAAAUGUAAUUAGUUGACUGUAAUAACACCAAAGAAAAAUUUUUAUGAAAGCCCAUGGCCAAGGAAAUAAAUGUCAGAUUUCACAAAAUGACAUCUUACACGUGUACGAAAUUUUCAGAAUUUCACCAGUAUUUUCACAAUUCUUGCGAAAUUUAAAUUAUCCUUGAAUAAAUCCUGAAUAAGUCACCAAACUAGAAGGUCUACAGACUACUCUGGGGCUAGUAAACUUUGGCAAACGCAAAUUUUUACAUUUCUUAUCUCACCCUUGGGACACUAUUAAAUGAUCAUUGUGUGAUGCUAAUAACUUAUUUUAGGACUUGCUUUGACUUGAUUUUAGACAACGCAGCUCUGACACAAGUAAAGACCGGGAAAUGUACGAGGUAUGAAGAGCUAAACAAACCAUAACUUACACUUAAAACACAUUAUACCAUCAUGCUAAUGUUCGCGUGUGGUAUUAGUAGCAUAAUUAAAACGUUUAGAAUUGAGAAGUGAGCGACAGAAUUGAGGAAUGGGAAAGCUCAUUAGAGUUCCAGUGUUUAUUUUAGGUAGUUACCGUGGUAGCUUUAGGUUCAGAAGAUGUGUGAGUUCUGCUACCGCUUAGUGGAAAAUAUGGAAAAAAUGGCAACUCUAAAUUCUUUACACGAUAUAAAUAAAAUAUAAAAUAAAAUUCACGCUUUAAGUUCCUAGUGUCGGAUUGUCAGUAGCAGGUCCAGAUCGCGCAAAAUUGGGCUUUUACUGAAUUCAAAUGUUUUUUAUUGUUGCCAUAGUGAUAUCGAUUUUGCUUAAAACUACAUUUUGACAAACGUCAAUCCAAAAUCAGUCAGUGGUGAAAAGUGCAUAGCGAUCGGACAGUUUUAUAAAGGGGAUUGAAAAAUAUCGAUAUGGUCUCCGAAAACUGUAUCGAAACACCUUAACAAAAUGACGUUUGGCAAUUUGGUUGCGAUUGAAAUUUAAUAACCUGGAAUACAGAAAUACUAAUUCAUUUUCAUUGCCUUUAUUUUAAAGGCUCUCUACACCUUUGCCGCAUACGUAACUUACAUCACAUUCAGGCGACAACAUUUGGACUUGAUACAGAAAGAGCUUGGAAGGUACCAAUAAUAUUAUCUUUUAGAGCACUCUAUUAUUUAGUUAAUUGCGACCAAUUACCCUUCAAGAUCAUAAAAAUAAAGUUCACAGGUCUCUCGUAAGCGACCAGCUCCCAUGAACGACUCGGGACCCAUCCAAAACAGCAACAUUUUCCCAAUUGAAGCUCUAGUUACCCUCUCUCGAUCUCGUAUUAAAUGAGAGCGCGAACACUUUUGGCGGUCACGGUUUGAUAAUUUUUCAAUUUUUCAUACACUUGUAAGUGAUCACGUGAUGCAUUGUUUGACCUCCUUGUUCGCUGACCAGAGUAUGCGGAAAAUGUUUUGUGACAGAAUGGAGAGCUCUACACAUAGCAUAACUUGUCCGAUCUACAUUCAGAAGAAACCCUUAUAGAGCGAUUUUCGUAUGCCCUUGAAAAAUGCUUUCGGUAAGUGUUCUUUAAUUUUUUUUAUCAGCCAGUGGAUUAAAAGAUCAAAACAUGGCCUGUUCGUUUUCCCGCCGAAGAAAACCCUAAUAUGGAGAAGGUAUUGUUCGAUUGGCCAAUCGUGUUGCAGUGUGACGUCAAAGCGAAGUAUCGGUUGAUUUCUAGAAAGUUAUCGGGCAUGAAGUUUUUUCACCCGAGCAUUCAUUUAACCAACCAAAAGCCACGCGCGUUUAUGUCCGUUCGGUAAACCAAUCAAAUCGCUCUAAUUUCCGUUUGUUUGUUGUUUGUGUUUUGUUUGCGCGUUUUCAUUUCAAGGUCAUACGAAAAUCGCUCUAUUUCGUGUGAAAGUCAAAGGUGCUUAGCAUUUACAGAAACCACUCGGGUGGAAAUCCUGCGCAUAAACAUAAAUAAAAUUUGACGAAGUUGAAGAACGACCCGCUACAGAGUAUAUCCAAAUUUGAAGAGUAGAAAAAUUGGAUCGCCUCAAAAUGACAGCCAUUACUUUCUGAAACUACACUAAAACGAAAUGGCGCGAACUAUUUGAUUUUCCGACCGGAAUUUCAGGUUUUUCCGGCUACAGUUGUUUGAAAGCAACUGAAAAAUUAACGCGCAAUGAGUCCCUAUGAUUAAAUACGCUCACGCCGGCGACCUUCUCCCGUGGUCGCUUACAUGGUUGCUUACGGGAUGUUCGACUGUACUCUGUUAGCAUUUACACGACCCCAACUUCCCGUUUUGAUGGAUUUGUUUUGUUUGUUUUUUGCUCUAAAGAAAGGCCCAAAAUUGAUCUAUUAUAUACCAUCCUACCAGGCCAUCAGCCAGUUAGAUUUUGACCAGUUGUCUAAAUUGAUAAUUUUUUAUUGCACCCUUAGUUAGUGGAAAUGAAAGUGAAAUGUUUUGUAGAGAAUAAAUCAUGCAAAAUUCUGGGAUUUUUGCCUGUAGAAAUAUCUACAAUCUAAUCCUGCGUAGCAGGCGCUUGGAACUAGUGGGCGCAAGAAAAAACGGGGCGCGCGAGGGAGACACACAAGGAGAGAGGGAGCUCCCUCUCCCCUUGCGUGUUUUUCGUGCGCUCGUUUUUUUUUUGUCACCCAAAUACUUCCAAGGACCUGCCAAGCAGGCUACUACAAUCGUGGACAAAAUAGAUGGAAAAUCUAUACCCUCAUCCCAAAUCAAGGAUGGAAAAGUGGCGUGUUUUGGCUUUAAUAUCAUAGUUGACGAAUUACUCCUUAAUUUUGGCGCGAAAUUUCAGCGUUAAUUUGUAAUUUCACAUGUGAAAUUACAAAAUUGCAAUGGCAACCCUUCCAUACGUCUCAGUGUCAGGAUGGCGACGAAGUUUUAAAAUGCCGUGAAUGAAGAUGUCAGGGCACAAAAAGACGCUUUAGAAAACCUGAACACACAAGAGAACACCAAGAAGGAUUCUAACAGGUAUUUUGCCGAAAAAGUCUGAAAAAUUCUGAACUGUAUAAGCCAAAUUUAAGGACUAAACAUUUGAGAGAGUGGAGUUCUCGAUCGAUACGAUCCAGGAUAAACAUGUCAAAAAACCAAGAUUGCUAACGUAAUUCGUCACCCAUGAUGUUAAUAGGUAAUCAAAUGGUAUACUCGUGAAAUUAGGGAAUAAUUUCACUUGCGUUUUGUCCAAAUCCUAAUAAUUUCCCGAGCCUUUAGUCGAGGGAAAUUAUUAGGAUUUGGACAAAACGCGCGUGAAAUUAUUCCCUAAUUUCACUCGUCACCAUUUGAUUACACAUGCUUAUUCGGCUUCAUCCUUUCUUUGGGGGGAUUUGGGUUUGCUGUUCCAUUUUAUUGUGUCCAAGAUCGUUCGAUCUCGUCUUAUUCUCAUUCCAUCCUCUUAAAUCGUUAUUUUCGGUCUUGUCAUCAGGAUGUUCCGUUCAGACACAUUUAACCCCGCAGGAAGGCCUAAAGCUAUUGAAGGUACUUACUAAACAAUUGCAGUUGUCAUCUUAUUAUGCAGCAGUCAAUAUUGUGGUAGAUCCACACUAAAGGACUUGAAAUACGGACAUUUUUUUUUUACUGUAUACAGCUUGUCGUUUAAAAGUUUGUGUUGCGUUACAAUUUUAUAUGAAUAAUUUGUGCGGAUAUUGUCGCCUACAUGUUCAUUAAAUCCGGUUCGAGAUCCAGGUGACAGAUCCUGCUUACAAUGUAACUAAACUGUUCACAGUCCGCUAUUUUUUCCGUAAGAUCGAUUGUCAGGAUCGAGCGCUUUUCGUCACGGGUGGCCAUCUUGGUCUCAACUGUUCCGAGUCUAGCCUGGGGACGACAACCUCGUCCCCAAGGCGCUCUCCCUUGCUUUGGCGGGAAAAGCCCCCUGGGGACAAGGUUGUCAUGGAGAUGAGUGCCGGGGGGGGACGGUUUGGGAGAAGGCAAGAAAAACGCAAUAAACCCCGACGCCCGCUCCUCAGUAGUACCGUAUGUCCUCUAUUUAAAAGUCCCCGGGGGCUUAUUUAUUUCAAACACAUUUGGGGAAGGGAGCUCGAUAGAGAUGGUGGCUUAUUUGAGAGGGGACACCUUAUUUAAUUCAGCAAAGACGAUGAUAUCAGGUCUCCAUAAGAACUAUAAUACAAAAUGGAAAAGCUUAAGUACAAGAAGUCAUACAGCCGAGGGUCAAAAACCAAUCCGGACUUCCAGUUGAUGAUAAACCAUCCCGGAUCAGUCCACACGAAGUUAUACAGUCGUGAUUAAUUGAUACAGUCUAUCAUUUAUCAGUGAAGAAUAAUCAGGGGAGGGGAGGGAAGGGGAGGGGGCUUAUUAACACAGUUUUUUCAGCUGAAAGGGGGGGCUUACUAGAGAGUAAGUGCGCGGUAAGCGCGCGAUCCUGAGGAUCUUACGAAAAAUAGGGUGACCAGUCUACAGCAUGACCAGCUUUCUGGUGGCUUGAUAGCCCAGGGGUAAAAAGCACUGCAUGGGUAUCGCAGAGGUCGUGGGUUCAAAUCCUGAUCAAUCCUUCUCAAAUCCUCCUGUAGUUUAGGAAAGGUACUUUUUUUCUUGGGGGGAGGGCUGGGGCCUCAGAGGGGAAGGUCAUUCACGUAAGGUGGGGGGGUGGGAUCAGGAGUUUUUUAAAUUAAACUCUAGGAAGGGCUAUCAGGAUGCAUCAAAACGUCUGAUUGUCCUGGACAGGUAGGACUUUAAUUUGGACAUGUAAACCUUUGACAUGACUUUUCAUUGGACAAGCACAUUUUUAAUUAGCAAAGAAUACAGAAACAGUUGAAGAUUCUCGACUUCUUCAUACUUAAGAAAAUAUGGUAAAAUAUUCCUUUUAACUUUGUCAUAUGGCGGCCAUUACGUGCUCCAUUUGACUUAUGAACCUAGCAAAACUGUUUUGACAAGAACUCUUGGAUUUUGGACAGCCAAAUUUAAUAUAGUGCUUUUCUGAGGGACAAAUGGAUAAGAAAAUUUUUCUCUUACUCUGUUUGUGAAGUUUUAUAUAUUCACUAUCAUAUGCUGCGUUUUGUUGCACGUUGGCACUAAUCAAGCAACAAGCGGAAUCUCGUUGUUCAACACUACAUUGCUCAUGAAGACAAAAGUUAAACCAGCAGAAACGUGUGUCCAUGUAAAGCGCGGUGAAAAUAUGACUUUUGUAAAUAAAAAAGGUAAAUAAAAAAACCGGGAAACGCGCGCAAGUCAAAUAUUGAUUGUCUUAUGUUGCCGCUGCUUUUGUUUUUUAAAAAAUGUCAUUACUUAUUUUGCAAAUGGUGGUUUUGGAUCUUUUAUGACCCCGAAACAUGAAGCCAAAGGUCACAGUAUUCGAUAAAAACAAAGAAAAUUAGAAAGGCGGAAUUCAGAAAAAAAUUCUUUAACCUGUUUUGUUGUAAUUCUCUUUAGAGGUGUAUGCAAUUGAUCGUCUUAAAGACAACACAAAGAACCCGCUGACGCCGGCAGAGUAUCGCAGACUCAAGCCGUUAGUACACUUUUCGUUUUUCGUCUUUAUGUUUUAGCUACUAUGCAAUUUUUAAAUACAUUUAUCGGUAAGCUUCAAGUAAAUAGCUGUUGUGUUGCCCAACCGACGUUUUCCGAUUUUUAGAAUGAAGAUGAUGACGAUGAUGAUAAUAAUAGAGUCUUUUCACAUGACGUCACGGCAGCCGUAUUUGUAUCCCAAAACAAUGAAACGGUGGCCAUGUUGGUGUCCCAAACCAAUCCUGUGCGAGUUGAAGUCCUUUCUUAUGAAAACACGCUUUCUUUUGUAGCAAUAAAUUUGCAUAGACACCGGCCACGUGAGUGAAAACGCUCUAUAGUUAUUACUUACUUUAUUUUCUUGCAGAAAGCGGCCUCCGAUCAAGUCUAUCAUAAAGUGAGUACAUAAAUUUAUCGAAGUUUUAACACUGUACAAGAACUUCCUCCUGUAUCAUCUUUUGAUCAUUUGGUUUUGAGGAAAACUGUUCACCUACCCCUCCCCUAACUUAAAGUUAACACUUACUUUUCACUUAUGGCAAAAAGGUUGGGUUAGGGGAGGGGUAGGUAGAAAGUUUCUCAGAAACCUAAAUUAAUCCGAAACUUUUGUUUUUCACAUUUAGUCAGCGGUCUCCAGUGCUUGUGUCUUUACUACCAACAUCGAAAGAGGCCAGUCCGUGGUUCCUUGAUCGCACAAAAGCUCUUCCCCUGUCAGAAAAGUAAGAUUGCCAUUCAUUUGACUUAUAUAGUUUUUUUGUUAACCACUUCUAGUAAUUUCUAGCAUUUGAUCAUAUACACAUGAAAUUUGUGCAUUAUGAGUGAUGGCUUUGUUACUGCUUUCAUCAUGUAGAAAUAGCAACAAAACCUACCAUAAGUAGUUGGAAUACGAACAACCAUGUGAGUGUAGAGUAAAAACCUGUGACUAAGAACCUUACGCCCCUCUGUGCAAGAACCUGUUCAGCUUAAAAUUUGAAACAGGUUCUUAUUUUCUAAAAUCCAUUAAAAAAUCCUGUACAAUCAGACAAAUUUGUCAACAUUCAGGAUCCUCUUUGGAGACAUACUCCAACUGCAAUGUAAUGGUAUGCAGAUUUUAUAUAGGGAAUACGCUGAAUACCACUAAAUGCUCUUAGCUAUAAAGUAUAUUUUUCUUCAGAAAAUAAGAACUUAUUUAAAAACCUAAAUAGCCUAAAUUUGCGCUAAUUGCCAUUUAUGUGAGAACCUGUUUUAGCUAACUUGGAAAAUGAAGAUUCUUAGUCGCGGGUGUUUACUGUAGUCGCUUUCCUCGGGGUUGCAUGUCCGCUCGCGCCGCAUCAGUUACGGUGGAUUUCCACUGUCGUGUAAUUUUUACUUUUACGUGAAUAAACAAAAUAGAGGCAUUAUAUACGUCAUGAGCGAUGCUUUUGUUCAGUGCAGGAUAUUAUUUUUCCCAGGUAUAUCCUUUCAAGCUUUUUCCCCUCGAAAUCAGUCUGGGAGCCGGAUUUUUUUUCUGAAAUCAGCCAUAACCCCCUCAAAAGUCAAUUGGUCGGCCCCAAAAAUCCACUAAACAUUUUUUUCUCAGCUGACAGAUUCUGAUUUGUCAAUCAUUUCUAAAGGCCUUUGAAACAAUAGGGGACUAAACUCUGUAGGGGAGAGGGGAGGAAUUCGUUUCUACUAACUUCUCGGAGAGUCCGUACGGACGUACGGUGACGUGAUAGCCAAAUUUUCUUGGAUGUAUAGUUUACCAUUUUCUCUUAGUAUGGAGGUCCACACUCGCGCGCGCAGAGGCUCCGCUAAAAAUUACGCGACACCGUUAGUGUAAACUGCGAGCUGUCUCACUUUUUCCUCAUCUUCAUUCUUGCCCCUUCAGUCACGCGCGUCCUCAUUUUAGUGUCUCGCGCGUUUAGCUCGACGGACAAAGGCAAAACAGAGACUGCUCGUAGUCUACAGAUUAGUCUGCAGUUAGUGCUGGAGAGCUUACCAUUUGUUAGGAAAUUUAGGUUAAAGAUGUCUGACAAAUGGUACUGGACUUGAAAAAGUUUCGAAAAGAGGAAUGGGUUAGGGUUGUACCAUUUGCAAAACACCAGAACCCUCCUGUUAAAAAACUGCCAUUUUUGUCUGGUUAACUAGACAAAAUGGAACAAAAAAUUUCGGUCAUUUCGUUAAAAAUGGUAAAAAGAUAAUACCUUAAAGCCCCGUGCAAACGGACGCAACAUCGUUGGCCAACAACUCCCAACUUUGUUGAACUUUACAUGUUGCGUUUGUUUGUACACCCUGUUGCAUGUUGUUGGAUGUUGUUGCGUGUUGUUGGGCAAAGUUUGAAAGCGGUCAAACUUUUAGCCACGUACAAACGGACGCAACAACUUCCGACAAUGUUGGGAGUUGUUGGCCAACUGUGUUGCAUCCGUUUGCACAGGGCUUAAAAGGUUUUACUUUUUUUCUGGAAAAUUUAUACCGAUAUGAACCAUUCCAUUUAUAAUCUCCCCUGAAUUAUCGGCUUUUCCAUACAAAUGGUAAGCGCUUCUGAUUUCCUGGACCUGCCGUUAGCUGCACACUUUCAUGACCUUGGACAAGUUGCACGUUUUCCUGCGGCUGACCCAAACGGCUAAAUGCUACACGCACAUAGCCCCAAACGAGUAUAGGUGAAAAAUUUGCUAGUAGACCACAAUUCCGCACUUUGUCGAUUUUUCUUAGGGCUUUUUAAAUCAAUUUUAAUUUUUUACCGAUGUAUAAAUUAAAUAUCCAUUAAAUUCUAUUUACUCUGCUAGCGACAUACCGCAUGAAGAAGAAAAAAUGGAUCUUCAGUUGCAAGUGAAGUGAGUAGCGUUCAGAAGCUAGACUAUUUCGUGAUAUUCUAUAGCAUAUUUUUGUAAAUGUCCAGUAACAUCUAACUGUGUACAAAAUCAAAUAAUCAAGGACUGUUGCGAAGAAGGCGCCAAAAACUCACAAGUCAUGGCAUGUGAGUGUGAUCCGCUGCCAUUGGCUGGCGGUGUAAGCCUGCUUUUUGCUAAAUUCUUCUUCAGUGGCUUAGAAAUGACACUUACUCGCCUUGUCCCAGGCAACAUACCACAGAUGGAAGCAACUGUUAUUAAUAAACGCUGCACCAAAUCAGAAGAAUGCGAUGUUUGUUCGAGUAUAUAAAGAAAAACAAAAUCGGUCCAACUUGGUAAUCUACGCCAUGCAUACAUUUGGGAUUCUAUCUUAGUAAAAUCGAAGAGACAUUACAACUUUCUGCUUCACAUAAUAUUUGCAAAUGAUUCACCGUCACUGUCCUCGAUGAUUUAAGAAAUCAUGUGGUUUUGAAAUAAAUACCGCUCUCGAAUACACGCCGCCCUUAAAUAAAGGCCGCAUCGGAAACGCCGCGGCAUCAAAUCGAGUUAAAACGGUAGUUGUACAAGCCACUUGAUGCACUGCUAGUUUGCAGCUAACCUUACGGCGACCAUGCUUGUUGGUGGUCAAGAACGAAAACGUUUUCCUCUGGUGGGAACUAGUCUUUUUUUGGUGCAAAUUCUGAAAUUUUGUCGUCUAGCAUGGCCGCCCUCUCACACAAACCAAUAAAUAUAACCUACUUUGGUUAGAAUUAGGUCCCACCGGCCUAAAACCCCCUUGGACACCUAAUGAAGUUGACACAACGUAGUAUUUCUUAUCGCUUUGUCUUCCCUUGUACUGUAGAUAUAUAAUAUGGAGGCGAUGAGGAAUACCACGUUUUGUAAACUUAACGUUAAACUUAACAAGGGGUUUUAGACCGAUAGAAUCUAAUGUUAACAUCACAGUAACGUUCCUUUGUAUUUGUUAUGUAUCCUACAGACUUGGUAUCAUUGGUGAACCAAUGUCUGGUUUUAAUCCCCUGACGCUGGCUCCCUUUGGUGAGGAACAUGAGGAGGAGACUGGAGACGAAGAUGAAUCCGGAAGGAGGUAUCGUAUCGAAAAUAGUUUCUCUCUCAUCGCGCAUGAUAAAGAAGUCGCGCGUGCAUUUGCCUUAGUUUAGAACGUGGGAGAAAGGUGAUGAUACCCAAGUAAAUUCACAACAAUUAAUUUUAGCUUAACCUUUUUGCUCUGAAGAUUGAUUUCUAGUUACGUGGUUGCGUGAAUGAUUUUUUUUGCGAAAUGUUUAAUCGACCUUUCUCGCAUGUCUGUGAACAAAGCCGCCUAUUGGAGAAUAUGGGUAAAAAAAAAACAAAGAUUUGUAUGCGGACUGCGGAAAAGGUCUUUUUCUUAACGCACAGGGAAUUUUUCCAAAUGAGCUUCGAGUACUGGUAAAAGUUGAGGUAAAAUGGACAACUAAAAUGUGCAACUUGUUUUGUAACCUUGCUGUCAAACGAGUUGAUUAUUGAUGUUGUGCGUUUUACCACCCAUGAAGCAAACCUGUCUUGCACAAAUCAGGUUUUUGCAGGUUGCAGAAAGUAGAGAGUACUUCUACUUUUUGCAACGAAACCUGUACACGUUGCGCGUUUUACCGGCCCAUGGCAAACUUGUUUUGCAGCAAGUCACAUAACUCCGUGUAUGGCGUGACUCUCGUGAAAUCUUGAAGUCAGUAUUCACCCAACAUGCAACAUCUUGACAGGUUUGAGCAUGGUUGUUAAAACAGGCAACUUCGCUAUUCAACUCGUUUUGCAGCAAUGUUGCAAAACAAGUUGCACGUUUUUGUUGCUCUUUACCGUACCUUGAGAUGUUGACUCAACGAAGAUUUCAUGUGUAACUGUCAUCUGCGCAUUGUUCAUGUUGUCGACUUAUGCUGAGAAGGAUAAACUCUAAGGGCCAAAUAUUUAAACAAAGUUUAGCCAGUGUUUAACAAAACUGCGUUCUAAGUCAUUUUCAAUUUGCCCAACGUUUUUAUCGAAACAUCAUUUUUUGUUGAUCAGUUCUAUGAGAGCAUAUACGCUGUAUAGAGAAGACUAGAAAAGCAAUUAUCUUCUUAAAACAACCCACCAAAGAAGAGAUCUGGAGGUUCAAAGAUUCGUUAAACCGCGGCUUAAGUUAGACUUCGUUUAAAUAUUUGGCCCUAAGAGUUCUCUUAUUGUACUAUUUAAUUUCUUGCAGUUCUGUUCCUGGUGAGGCCCCGGUCACGCCAAAUCAAAGUAAGUUAUGACUUUCUUUAUUUAUUUGGUUGAGUGGUGUAAAGUGUAUCGGACUCGCAAUCAGUAUGUCUGGUUUCGAGUCCCGCGCGCUCUAUAUUCAGCUUAAUUGAGUGGUACUGGCGCUACUUGGAAGGACCUUCUUCGGCUGGGGCAUUGCGAGUUGCUGGUGACCUGGGUACGGCUAGACCUGACUUUCAACCUUUGUAUUCAUAGGCGCAAACAAUGCUGCAGACGAGGGAGAAUCCGCUGAACAUGAAGAUUGAAUAAACCACUACUUGAACAAUGGUAUUAUGUUCACGAGCCUCAGUCCUGCCGGACAGAUAAAUUAUGCCCAGAACAGAAAUGAGGCAUACGUUUCUAACCACUCAUACACUAAAGAUGUAAAUACGUUGUAAAUAUUUAGUUACUGUAUCCAGAGAUCUCCAACAAGCUAUGUACAUUCCUCCCGCAGCUAGACAUCAUGCAGCGACACUUGAAAUAAAUCCAUC
Porites lobata is the source of this 16399-nucleotide messenger RNA. Lineage: Eukaryota; Metazoa; Cnidaria; Anthozoa; Scleractinia; Poritidae. The record is from the annotation of a GenBank genome assembly.